GUUAGUUGUUUUCAUUUAAGGAUUUAGUUCAUGAAAUUGUAAGGAAUCUUUAAUUUCUGAAAUCGUGAGAAGCGAGUGUCUCAUUUCCCAGUUUUGUGAGUUAAAAAUCCUUCACUACUUCUCACACCACGAACAAGCAGCAUCAGCAGCAACCUUUUCCAGCUCCGUCUGGAUACUUUCAUUCGACCCGGAUUUUGAAAAUGUGACGGUGUCAGGUGUUGAGUUUCAGUUUAGUACGUAGGCUCCAGUUAAAUUAGAGUUAAAUAUCAAGCUUCAAUUUUUGAGUACCACAUUUGCAUGUUUGCAUAGGGCAAUAUAUUUUUCGUCUCAUCUACAUCGUACCUCACUCACAUUUAGUACACUAAAGAAUGUUAAGCUGUUGAAAUUUUGUGAAUAAAGUACAAACAUUAAUAAAUCCUUUAACAAAACUACCGGUGCCAGAGGGAUCCCAGUCAAUAAGGACAUAAUCCAUCCAUUCAUCCGCGCCCUGUGAUAGUCAGUUCGUAUUUAAGAAAGCGGUUCAAACGCAAGUUUCUUAUUUCUUAUUUCAAGAUGAAGCCACUAAAUUCAUGGAUCACCACGGUCAGCGUUCUCGCAAUUGCAUUGUUGGCAGUGCAUCCUUCUCUAGCACAAGACCCGGAUGUUUCGUUAUUGGAAGCCGCUGUGGAAGUUUUCAGCGACAUAAAGGCUGCAUCAAACGGGACACAGCCCGACUACAACGGUCACAAUCAUCAUCUGAUGGGGACCGAUGAGUCAAAGCUCUCAUCUGACAGCAAAAAUGUGGCAGGAGAUGGACACAAGUCUGGAGGAGGCAAACCAGCGGAUUCGGGCGAUGCUGACCGCACCGCAACAAUUGCAGGAUCUUUGCUCAUGGUUUUUAUUGUCGGCGUGGGACUUAUCAUUGCCUUUGUUCUCAAUAUUUUCAAAAAGAAAAUGGAUGACCAGCUUCAUCUGGAGGUGUAAAUAGUUAGUAGUAGUAGUAAUAGAAUAAGUGUUUAUAAAAAUUCAACAAACGACAAAUUCUCAGUUCGAGCGGAAUGACAAGCUUAUUAAGCCUAUAAUUUUAAUUUUUAUUAUCGAGAAACAUGAAUUUAACUAUUGACGGUGAUCUGAUGAGGUAGAUAGAUAUGGGGUAAAAAAUACUUAAAAAUCUGUACCUUCAUGUUACAGAGUCAUGAAUAAGGAUAUUAAGUAGUAACAAUGAUUGUUAAAUUUAUACAAUAUCGUUUUAAAUAUGAAUUAAAAUAUAUAUACGGUAAACCCAAA
Molecule: messenger RNA, 1266 nt
Organism: Folsomia candida
Lineage: Eukaryota; Metazoa; Arthropoda; Collembola; Entomobryomorpha; Isotomidae
Exons: 2
Coding region: 553-963 (136 amino acids)
Source: RefSeq, a predicted model, not a curated record